Molecule: messenger RNA, 1908 nt
Organism: Miscanthus lutarioriparius
Lineage: Eukaryota; Viridiplantae; Streptophyta; Magnoliopsida; Poales; Poaceae
Source: the annotation of a GenBank genome assembly
AUGCCGAGCCCGACGAUCCGGAGGCUGGACGUGGCCUCGCCGGUGCCGGCGGACAUCGACAUCGCCAACUCCGUCGAGCCGCUCCCGAUCGCCGAUAUCGCGGCGGAGCUCGGGCUCCGGCCCGAGCACUACGACCUCUACGGCAAGUACAAAGCCAAGGUCUUGCUGUCGGUUUUGGAUGAGCUCAAGGCGCAGCAGGACGGGUACUACGUCGUGGUGGGCGGCAUCACGCCGACUCCCCUCGGGGAGGGCAAGUCCACCACCACCGUCGGGCUGUGUCAGGCUCUCGGCGCUUUCCUUGAUAAAAAGGUUGUCACUUGCCUCCGUCAACCAUCACAAGGGCCUACCUUUGGAAUUAAGGGAGGUGCAGCUGGAGGUGGCUACAGCCAAGUUAUACCCAUGGAUGAGUUCAAUCUUCAUCUGACAGGCGAUAUCCAUGCAAUUACGGCCGCAAACAAUCUUCUUGCUGCUGCUAUUGAUACAAGGAUCUUCCAUGAAAACUCUCAGUCAGAUAAAGGACUGUUCAACAGAUUGUGUCCGGCAAACAAGGAAGGCAAGAAACACUUUGCUGAUGUAAUGCUCAGACGUCUGACUAAGCUGGGCAUUUCAAAGACAGAUCCCAAUGAGCUUACACCAGAUGAAAUCAGGCGUUUUGCAAGGCUUGAUAUCGACCCUGAGUCCAUUACAUGGAGACGGGUGAUGGAUGUCAAUGAUCGUUUCCUGAGAAAAAUCACUAUUGGACAGGGCCCUGAAGAAAAAGGUAUGUUGAGAGAAACAGGCUUUGACAUAUCAGUAGCUAGUGAGAUAAUGGCUGUAUUAGCUCUUACAACUUCCCUCGCUGACAUGAGAGAAAGGCUUGGAAGAAUGGUUAUAGGGAACAGCAAGUCAGGUGAGCCGAUAACUGCUGAUGAUCUUGGUGUUGGAGGUGCGUUGACUGUCCUAAUGAAAGAUGCUAUUCAUCCCACCCUCAUGCAAACUCUUGAAGGCACACCAGUUUUGGUACAUGCUGGACCGUUUGCUAACAUUGCUCAUGGAAACUCUUCAAUUGUUGCUGAUAAGAUUGCUUUGAAGUUGGUUGGGAAGGGUGGCUUUGUUGUUACCGAGGCAGGUUUUGGUGCUGAUAUUGGAACUGAGAAGUUCAUGGACAUCAAAUGUAGGUAUAGUGGAUUGGUGCCGCAGUGUGCUAUUAUUGUGGCCACAAUUAGAGCUCUUAAAAUGCAUGGAGGGGGGCCUGAGGUGGUGGCUGGAAAGCCCUUGGAUCAUGCAUAUGUGAGUGAAAAUGUGGCCCUUGUUGAAGCUGGAUGUGUAAAUCUUGCUAAACAUAUAUCAAACACGAGGAGUUAUGGAGUUAAUGUUGUAGUUGCAAUCAACAAAUUUGCAUCAGAUACUGAAGCAGAAAUGAAUGCGGUGCGGUAUGCAGCUAUGGCUGCUGGUGCUUUUGACGCUGUCGUCUGCACACACCAUGCCCAUGGUGGUAAAGGAGCGGUCGAGCUUGGACUUGCUGUUCAACGAGCAUGCGAAAGCCAGGCAGAACCUCUGAAGUUUUUGUAUCCUUUGGAAUCUAGCAUAAAGGAGAAGAUUGAGUCAAUUGCUAAGUUCUAUGGUGCUAGUGGCGUUGAAUACUCCGAACAGGCUGAGAAACAGAUUGAGAUGUACACCAAGCAAGGGUUCUCCAACCUCCCCAUCUGCAUGGCGAAGACCCAAUACUCAUUCUCCCACGUCCCAUCCAUGAAGGGCGCCCCGACCGGCUUUGUUCUACCAAUAAGAGACGUGAGGGCCAGCAUCGGAGCCGGGUUCAUCUACCCGCUCGUCGGCACCAUGAGCACGAUGCCUGGCCUUCCCACAAGGCCCUGCUUCUACGAGAUCGAUGUCGACACCGCCACCGGGAAGGUCAUGGGCCUGUCAUGA